Molecule: messenger RNA, 528 nt
Organism: Arxiozyma heterogenica
Lineage: Eukaryota; Fungi; Ascomycota; Saccharomycetes; Saccharomycetales; Saccharomycetaceae
Gene: CNB1
Product: calcineurin regulatory subunit B
Exons: 1
Coding region: 1-528 (175 amino acids)
Biological process (GO): protein dephosphorylation; calcineurin-mediated signaling
Cellular component (GO): calcineurin complex
Molecular function (GO): phosphatase binding; calcium ion binding; calcium-dependent protein serine/threonine phosphatase regulator activity
Source: RefSeq, a predicted model, not a curated record
AUGGGUGGGACUACCUCCAAGAUCGUAGAUGACUUAUUAGAAGAUACAAAUUUUGAUCGGGAUGAGAUAGAAAGGUUAAGGAAAAGAUUUAUGAAAUUAGACAGGGAUUCAUCUGGUUCAAUAGACAAAAACGAAUUUAUGUCUAUUCCUGGUGUUUCUUCAAAUCCCUUGGCUACUCGUAUAAUGGAAGUGUUCGAUACUGAUAACUCUGGGGAUGUGGAUUUCCAAGAAUUUAUUACGGGGUUAUCAAUAUUCUCUGGCCGUGGUAGUAAAGAUGAAAAGCUUAAUUUUGCAUUUAAGAUCUAUGAUAUCGAUAAAGAUGGUUAUAUAUCGAAUGGUGAAUUGUUCAUUGUAUUGAAGAUUAUGGUAGGAAAUAAUCUAGACGAUGAUCAAUUACAACAAAUUGUUGAUAGAACUAUAGUAGAAAAUGACAAAGAUAACGAUGGGAAAUUAAGCUUUGAAGAAUUUAAAAAUGCUAUUGAGACCACUGAAGUGGCGAAGAGUUUGACUUUACAAUAUGAUGUAUAG